AUGGAAGAGGAUGCUAAGGGUGAGAAGAUGGUUAUCCAUCAGAUAAAAGAUUGUGGUGGUUCUGCUGUGGGUGCUAAUGAAAUUUUGAAUAAUAAAAUGCUUCCAUCUAUUAAGGGAGAGGGGGAGAAAAAAGGAAAUGAAAGUAAUAAAAUGAAGAAAGGCAGGAUGGAACUGGAAAACAAUAACAACAAGAUGGGGAUUUCUCCGGCAUUUGAGGAGAAGGAGGUUAUUGAUGUUAUUAGGAGUAAUAACCUUGGUAUUUGUGCUGUGGUGGAAUCUCAUGUCAAGUGGGAUUGGGUUUCUAAUAAUACUAGCUGUGAGGCUGGUACUAGAAUUAUAGUGGGGUGGAAUCCUAGACUUUUUGAUGUGAUGAUGAUUUCUCAAUCCAAGCAGGUGAUUUUAAAACCAUCGGAGUAUUCUGAAGGCUGUUCUAAAACCCCCAAAGGAGUUGAAGAUUUUGUUGAUUGUUUAAGUUUUAUUGAAGUGGAGGACCUGAAUUCUUAUGGGUUUCAGUUUACAUGGAACAAAACCCCUGUUGGGAAUAAGAGUCUUUUGAAGAAGUUUGAUAGAGUUAUGGUCAAUUUGAAAUUUAUUUCGGAUCACCCUUUAGCCCAUGCUGUUUUUAAACCAUAUAGAAAUUCGGAUCAUUGUCCAGCUAUUUUAAAUUUACCAGUUGAUAAAGUGAAAUGGAAGCCUUCCUUUAGAUUUGCUAAUUUUAUUGCUGAGAAGGAGGAGUUUUUACCUUUGGUUAAGGAAGUUUGGGAUAUUAAUAUUGAUGGUUUCUUUAUGUUUAAAGUGAGUCAAAAGUUGAAGAUUCUCAAAAAAUAUUAUAGGGAGCUAUGUAAUAAGCAUUGGGGUGCUGGGAAAAGAAUUCAGCAGUUAAGAAAAGAGUUGGAAUGUAAACAACAUGAAAUUGAUAGUAACCCUUUUGAUUGCAAGAUUAGGGAAGAGCAUGCUAAUAUUCUCUUUGAUUUUAAUGUUGCUUGUAAUGAUGAAGAAAAACUUCUUGCUCAACGUGCUAAGAUUAAAUGGUUACAUGAAGGGGACAAUAAUUCUAAGUUUUUUCAUAGAAUUGUGAAGAUCAGGGGUAAUAUUAAUCGUAUUCAGAUGGUUCUGGAUGAAGAUGGCAGAAAGGUUUGUGGGAAGGCUAUGAAAGAUAAGUUUGUUUCUCAUUUUAAUAAGUUUUUGGGUUGUAAAGAAGUUACUGUGCUAUCGGGAUUAAAUGAUGAUUUUUUUCAUAAAAAAUUGGAUAGUAGGGUGGCUGUUAAUAUGAUUAGAGUGGUUACUGAUGAAGAAAUCAAAGCUGCGAUGUUUGAUAUAUAUGACAAUCGUGCCCCUGGCCCUGAUGGGAUCAGAAAUUGUUUGGGUGAUAUUGUUAGCAAAAAUCAGUCAGCUUUCAUUCCUGGUAGAUCUAUUUUGGACAAUAUUCUCCUUGCUCAGGAGCUGAUGGUGGGGUACAAAAAAAAGAAGGGAGCUCCUAAAUACACCAUAAAGAUUGAUAUACAAAAGGCAUAUGAUACGGUGGAUUGGAGUUUUCUUAAUAGAAUUUUGCAGGGAUUUGGGUUUCAUCCAGUUAUGGUUCAGUGGAUUAUGGCUUGUGUUUCUUCUCCGUGGUUCAUGCUUAAUUUUAAUUGUGAAGAUCAUGGGUAUUUUGAAGGAAAGAGAGGUCUUAGGCAGGGAGAUCCUUUAUCUCCUUACCUAUUUACUAUAGUUAUGGAGGUGUUUAAUAUCAUUCUUGGUAAGCUUAUUGAUGAAUCCCAGAAUUUUAAGUUCCAUAGUAAGUGUAUGGCCCUCAAUAUUUCCCAUUUAUGCUUUCCUGAUGAUCUGUUGGUUUUCUCUUAUGGUAAUGGGAAUUCGGUUAGAAUUAUAAGGGAUGCCCUUGAUGAAUUCAAAAAGGUUUCAGGGUUGAAGGUGAGUAUGGAAAAAAGUCAGAUUUAUUUCAGUUGUGUUAAGCCAAAUAUGAGAAGGAUUAUCUUGGGUAUCCUUCCUUUUGAUGUUGGGAGAUUUCCGUUUAAAUAUUUGGGCGUGCCUAUGUGUGUCACUAAGCUGUUUGAAAGAGAUUGUAAAAAGUUGAUUGAAAAGAUUAAGAUGAGAAUUUUCAAUUGGAAAAGUAAGACAUUAUCGUUUGCUGGCAGGUUGCAAAUCAUUAACUCUGUCUUAACAUCCAUUCAUGUUUAUUGGGCUUCGAUCUUUAAAAUACCCAUUGCUACUAUUAAUGAUAUUGAAAAGAUGUGCAGAAGUUUCUUAUGGGCUAAUGGUGAGAUAGUCAAAGGGAAAGCUAAAGUCAAGUGGCAUGAUAUUUGCAAGCCUAAGGAGUAUGGUGGUCUGGGAAUCAAGAAUUUAAGGAGAUGGAAUGAUGCUUUACUUGCUAAACAUAUUUGGAAUAGUAUGAGCUGGACGUGGAAGAGGUUUUUGGAGAUAAGGAAAAUUGUUAGGCCUCAUAUUGUUUCGUGUGUGGGAAAUGGGAGGAACACAUCUCUAUGGCAUGAUUGGUGGCACCCAAUUGGUAUUCUAGGUACUAUUUUAUCUAGAAGAGAUUGGGUUAGCAAUGGGCUUAGUGAUUCAUCUUUGGUUGGAGGGAUAAGAAGGAAUGGAGUGGCAAUGGAUGGUGUUGGGCAAGAGCUGCAAGAAGUUGAAGGAUCCCUUGUUGAAGACUAUGAGGAGGAAGGAGAAUAG
Messenger RNA from Lactuca sativa (garden lettuce), 2676 nucleotides. RefSeq lists its product as uncharacterized. The record is from RefSeq and is a predicted model, not a curated record. Lineage: Eukaryota; Viridiplantae; Streptophyta; Magnoliopsida; Asterales; Asteraceae.